Molecule: messenger RNA, 8287 nt
Organism: Musca vetustissima
Lineage: Eukaryota; Metazoa; Arthropoda; Insecta; Diptera; Muscidae
Gene: faf
Product: probable ubiquitin carboxyl-terminal hydrolase FAF
Exons: 19
Coding region: 5-8212 (2735 amino acids)
Biological process (GO): cell migration; protein deubiquitination
Cellular component (GO): cytosol; nucleus
Molecular function (GO): cysteine-type deubiquitinase activity; cysteine-type endopeptidase activity
Source: RefSeq, a predicted model, not a curated record
CACCAUGAAUAGCAGUAACAAUUCAACUACAACAGAUCCCCAAACAGAAAUUCCUGGCGCCUUAGUGUCGGACACAACAGUAUCGCCGGAAAAGUUGAUAUCAUCAUUUCCCACAAAAUCGCUAACAUCACUAAUACAGAAAAUAUCCAGUCCACGAUGGGUUGUACCCGUUUUGCCCGAACAAGAAUUGGAGGUAUUAUUGAAUGCUGCCAUACAACUAACAGCUGCUGGUGUCGACCACGACUGUGAACCAUGCGUUGAAUUUUAUCGCAACGCCCUGACCACAUCAUUUACCAAAAUUCUCACAGACGAGGCUGUCAACUCAUGGAAAUAUGCCAUACAUCAUUGUAUUCUGAUCUCCUGCGGCAAGCUAUUGCAUCUGAUUGCCAUUCAUAUGACUCGCGACAAUCCAUAUUUGUUGGAUUUAUUGGCGUUGGUCUUUGAUCCGGAAAAUAAAUACAAUACCUUUAAUGCAGCCCGCCAGCCGGAAUGUUUUACACCACCCGAAUGUCUGUGGGGUGUGCUGGAUGGUAAUAAAAUGUUUGCCAAAUCACCACCCGAGCCUAAAAAUCCACGUGGCUGGUUGGUGGAUUUGAUAAAUCGUUUUGGUCAACUCAAGGGUUUCGAUAAUCUACAAGAACGUUUCAAUCGUGGCCUUGUCCUAUUGCGUAAACAGCAGGAACAACAAGCUGCCGCUGUGGCAUCGGGUUGUGCCAAACCCACAGGAUCACGGGCAAUGCUACAACCAGAUCCAGAACAGGAGAAUAAGUUGACAUUGGCAUUAAUCUAUAGUUUGUUGCGUCCCUUUGGCCAAUGUUAUGAACUACUGACUCCGGCCACAAUUUCCAAAUAUUUUAUGCCCAUAUGGAAGGUGGUUUUGGAUCUGCUCGACAGCUUCUCCGAUGAGGAGUUGAAACGUGAAGCCAAACCCGAAGGACGCAAUGACUAUAUAAAUGGUAUUGUCAAAUCGGCACGGUAUUUGGCUAGCCGCCUGCCUGGCCAAGAGGAGUUGAUACGAAAUUUGGAAAUGUUUCGCUUGAAAAUGAUACUCAGACUGCUGCAGGUGUCCAGUUUUAAUGGCAAAAUGAAUGCCCUCAAUGAGAUUAAUAAGGUGUUGACAUCGGUGUCGUACUAUUCACAUAGGACACCACAAUUGCCGCACUGCAUGUCCGAUGAUGAUUUGGAUUGGUUGACAGCGGAAAGAAUGGCGGCCUGGAUCAAAGAAUCCGAUGUCUUGGGCAUUGUCCUCAAAGAUUCCCUACAUCAGCCACAAUAUGUAGAGAAAUUGGAAAAAAUCAUUCGAUUUUUAAUCAAAGAACAUGCUUUGACCCUCGAAGACUUGGAUGCCGUGUGGAAAGCCCAGGCUGGCAAGCAUGAAGCCAUUGUUAAGAAUGUGCAUGAUUUAUUGGCGAAAUUAGCAUGGGAUUUUACACCAGAACAAUUGGAUCAUUUGUUUGAAUCAUUCCAGGCCAGCAUGACAACGGCUAAUAAACGACAACGCGAACGACUUUUAGAAUUAAUUCGACGCCUAGCAGAGGAUGAUAAAAACGGUGUUAUGGCACAAAAAGUGCUGAAACUUUUCUGGACACUGGCCCACAGUCAGGAGAUACAGCCGGAAGUUUUAGAUCAAGCCUUGGCGGCUCAUGUCAAAAUUCUCGAUUAUAGUUGUUCACAGGAACGUGAUGCACAAAAAAUCGUCUGGCUAGAAAAAUGUGUUACCGAGUUGAAAACCGGCGAGUCAUGGGUCCUCCCCGCACUGCGUCUUAUUAGAGAAAUCUGUUGUCUCUAUGAAUCAUCACCAAGCCAUGCACCGCGUUCACAACAAUCGCUCAAUCGUCAGCAGGUCAUCGAACGGCUACAAAAUGAAUAUUCGCUGGUGAUUCUUGUUACCAAUAGUCUCACCUCGUAUAUGGAUAAAAUACGCUACAUGCUGGCCGAAAUGUCCAAUGUGGAUCCGGCCACACUGUGCAUAGAUGGACGAUUUCCACACAAUAUGCAAAUAUCGGAACGUUUGGAUUUUUUAAAAUUCCUAUUGAAAGAUGGCCAGCUGUGGCUGUGUGCCGAUCAGGCCAAACAGAUAUGGCAUUGUUUGGCCGUCAAUGCCGUGUUCCCCUCCGAUCGUGAGGAAUGUUUCCGCUGGUUCGGCAAACUAAUGGGCGAAGAACCGGACUUGGAUCCCGGUAUAAAUAAGGAUUUCUUUGAGAAUAACAUUCUGCAAUUGGAUCCACAUCUACUCACAGAAUCGGGCAUCAAAUGCUUCGAACGAUUCUUUAAAGCUGUUAAUUCCAAAGAGGAUAAACUGAAGGCCAUACAUCGUGGCUAUAUUUUGGACAAUGAAGAUCUAAUUGGCAAGGACUACUUGUGGCGGGUGAUAACCACCGGAGGUGAGGAGAUUGCCAACAAGGCCAUUGAUUUACUUAAGGAAGUGUCGACGGCAUUGGGGCCGCGUUUACAGGAGAACAUUAGUGAUUUCCAUGAAAUGUUUAUUGGCGAAUGUUGUGAACGGCUGCGUACCCACUACUCGAACAUCUUGAUACUGGGGGGCAAGUCAUUGGGCGGUGGUGGUGGUAAUGUAGAGGUCUCUACCGAUGACAACAAUCAGGCCGAUCAAAAUGAUUCUAAAGAUUCUAAAAUGCGCUUCAUCGAGGCGGAGAAAAUGUGCCGAAUUCUAAAAGUUCUACAGGAAUACAUCAAGGAGUGCGAUCGUUCAUUUAAUGGUGAUCGCACUAUGCUGCCAUUGGUCCGGGCAACCCGUGGUAAAUUUACUAGUCUUUAUAUACGUUUUCAAAAUCCUGGACGUCCCAUAGAUGACAUUGAGAUAACCACCCACAACAAUGAAAUGGUCUCGUCAUUUAAACGUAAUCUACUGAAACGGAUUAAGGGCACAUCCACGGCCAACAUCAAAGUGGAUUUGCAUUAUAACAAUGGCGAAUUGAUUGAGAUAGGCGAUGAAAUAAAUCCCCUAUCGCACUAUUCGAUAAGGGAUAAAAUGAUACUGACCGCCAAGUUGACACCAAUUGGUGCCGGUUUGGCCAGCAGUCCAGACACCUCUAGUGAUUCGAGUACCGGUUCACCGCCGCGACCAUGCCCCGAUAUGUCACGUGUCGAAUCGGAAAGCACCCUACCGGGUGUUAUUAUUUCACAAAAUUUCCAAUAUAUAGAAUUUUUUCUCAAGCUCUAUCAGUUGGGUAGCGACUUGGAACAUGGCCGUCUAAGGGAAAGUGCUAAAAUGUUGUUGCAUUUAUUGCCAUGUGAUCGGCAGACGGUGAAAAUGUUACAGAUAAUGUGUGGAAUGCCGGAAUCUGUGGUGUUGGGUAGUGGUGGUGGGAAUGUGGCCGCCUUACCAGUGUCGGGUAAUAAUGGCUCAAAUAAUGUUGUAACCAAAGAUGAUGAGACAACAAGUGGUGGUGGAGGUGUUGGGAUCAACCCCCAGGAUUGCACUCCCGAAAUGCUAUUUUUACAUCCCACCCCAGCUCAGGUUCACUACAACCUCUGUGUGCUUAAUAGCCUGCUGAUUCCUGCUCUCGAGCCAUUCGGUGAAAAUGCUUUACUUAUACAAUCGUCAUGGCUGCAUUCAGGUUGUGCCCAUUUCAUAUUGGAACUGUUGACCAAAAACAACUUCUUACCCAAUGCCGAUAUGCACACGAAGCGGGCCUCAUUCCAGUGUGUAUUGCGUUUGGCCAAAUUAUUCCUGUACAUUGUGGGCUGUGUACUGUCCCGUGUGGGCGAUGAACCGACCCUGUGCGAAUACGACGUUGGCUCCCGAUCCCAGGUGGAUAUUCUAAAACAAAUCUUAACCUCAAUACCAAAUACCUCAGAGAUUACUUUAAGAGCCAUCUCACAGAAAUUGGCUGAGAACUUAGCUAGUGAAAUGUUAUCGGCUAGUCCUGAGGGUGAACGUUGCCGUGUUCUGUUCGCCAGCACCCUGCAAUGGGCCUGCCCAGAUAUAUCGACAAUUAAGGCUGUGGUGCAAUUAGCCUGGGCCUCGUCAUGUGGCAAUCUACAGGCAUUGGGCACAAAGAAUGAUUUUGCCGAUGACAACUCCACGCCGGAUAGUCAAGAUUUUAUGGUUUGUAAGGAGGCUUUAGAGGUUCUGACCAUUUCGUUGGUUCUCAAUCCAAGUGCCAAUGAGGCGCUGAAUGCAGAUCCGCUGUGGCCGAAAUUUAUAACUUCGCUGAUAUUGAAAAAUCAAUCGCGACAUGUACGCCAGGUGGCUGCCGAACAGUUGUUCUUGACAUGCACCUAUUGUGCCGGCGAUAGAAGACCCUUUGCCUAUAUGGUAAACUUGCUGGUUAGUUCGUUGAAAACAUUGGUACCCCAACAUGAGGCCACCUGUGCUGAUUUCUUCCAAUUGCUAUGUCGUACAUUGUCCUAUGGCUGUUUGGUCAAUUGGCCAUUGAAUAUCGGUGAAGGCCUGCUGGCGGAGGAAAUCAAAUGGUUGCAAAAGAUACGUGAAAAUGUAACCACAACCGGUGAUAUACAGGUCCACGAAGAUCUGCUGGAAGGUCAUUUGUGUUUAGCCAAGGAAUUGAUGUCUUUCCUGAUGCCCGAAACCAAGGCCCAACUGAACGAUUUGAUACACGAGCUAAUCGAUGCAUUCUUGUUCACUGCGUCCAGGGAGUAUUUGCAUUUACGUAAAACUGGUAAAUUGAAAACUGAAACUGCCCCUCCUCCGGUGUGUCGUAGUCCACAUACAAUAGCAGCUGCCUGUGAAUUAUUGAUAGCAUUAUGUCAGAAUUGCGUUCCUAAUAUGAAAUUAUUAACGAAUACUCUAAUAGAUUUUGUGUGUACAGAUACCGAUCCCUUACGUGAAUGGGAUUACUUGCCACCCGUGGGUCCCCGACCAGCCAAGGGUUUUUGUGGUUUGAAAAAUGCCGGUGCCACGUGCUAUAUGAAUUCGGUGUUACAACAACUGUAUAUGGUACCCUCGAUACGUGUGGGUAUUUUAAAAGCCGAGGGCGCAGCCACCAACGAAAAUGAAGAUUUUAGCGGUGAACCAGAAGCGAAUGUCAUGGGUGGUGGUAGUUCCGUUGCCGGUUCAGCUCUAUUCAAUUCCAAUAAUGAUGACAACAAUGAUUCGCGUAAAAAUUAUCAUGUCGUCAUCCUGAAACAUGUACAGGCCAUUUUUGCCCAUUUGGGACAUAGUGCAUUACAGUUUUAUGUGCCACGCGGAUUGUGGACACAUUUUAAACUCCAAGGUGAACCGGUAAAUCUACGUGAACAACAAGAUGCUGUGGAAUUUUUCAUGUCUCUGUUCGAAAGUCUAGAUGAGGGUCUCAAGGCCCUGGGCCACACCCAGCUAAUGAAUGCCACACUCGGUGGUUCGUUUAGUGAUCAGAAAAUCUGUCAAGAAUGUCCUCACCGUUAUUCGAAAGAAGAACCCUUCAGCGUCUUCAGUGUGGAUAUACGGAAUCAUAGUUCAUUAACUGAAUCUCUAGAGCAGUACGUUAAAGGUGAACUCUUGGAGGGCGCUGAUGCAUACCAUUGUGAUAAAUGUGAUAAGAAAGUAGUUACAAUUAAGCGGUUAUGUGUAAAGAAAUUACCGCCCGUAUUAGCCAUACAAUUGAAACGUUUUGAAUAUGAUUACGAGCGUGUGUGUGCGAUUAAAUUUAAUGAUUACUUUGAAUUUCCAAGACUUUUAGAUAUGGAGCCCUAUACAGUAUCUGGCCUAGCCAAACUUGAGGGCGAAGUAAUCGAGGUUGGUGAUAAUUGCCAAUCGAAUGAUGAAUGUACCAAAUACGAAUUGACUGGUAUUGUUGUGCACAGUGGUCAGGCAUCGGGUGGCCAUUAUUUCAGUUACAUUCUAUCAAAGAAUCCCUCCACUGGCAAAGAACAAUGGUAUAAAUUCGAUGAUGGCGAAGUAACCGAAUGUAAAAUGAACGAAGACGAAGAAAUGAAGGCGCAAUGCUUUGGCGGCGAAUAUAUGGGCGAAAUAUACGAUAGCAAUUUGAAACGUAUGCAAUAUCGUCGUCAGAAACGUUGGUGGAAUGCCUAUAUGCUAUUUUAUACACGCUGUGAUCAGAAACCAAUACAAUUUGAACCGAGUGUAGAACAGCUUUCAUUAGCCGAAAGUCGUAAUUUUGUAUUGCCAUUGCCAAAACCGAUUGAACGGAGUGUUAGGAAUCAGAAUAUACGUUUCUUGCAUUCAAGAAGUAUAUUUUCUGUAGAAUUUUUCAAUUUUAUUAAAAAAUUGGUUAGUUGCAGUAUUCCAUCCCUAAGGGCUGAAAAGGUGACCCCCUCCGCUGAAGAACUAUCCCUAUUGGGUGUCCAAUUGGCCUCACAAUUUCUAUUUCAUACCGGUUUUCGUACCAAGAAAACCUUGCGUGGACCAGUCAUUGAAUGGUAUGACACCCUAUCACAUCACAUACGCUAUUCAUCGGCGGUACGCAAAUGGUUUGCCAGCAAUGCAUUACUUAGUCCACCAACCCGUCUGGGCGAAUACAUUUUAAUAGCACCCUCGCCCGAAGUUCGUACUGUUAUUGUUAAAUUAGUUGUAUUCUUUUGUCAUUUUGCCAUCAAUGAUGAGCCGCUGGCUGGCUAUGAGGGCAAUAAUUUAUGUGAACAAAUUCUCAUAAGUGUUCUUAAGUUAUUAAAAUGUGAAGUAGCAGAUCAUGGUAAACAUUUGCCACACUAUUUUAGUUUAUUUAGCAUGUAUGUUGGUUUAGGCAUACAGGAGAAGCAACAACUUUUAAAGUUAAAUGUUCCCGUUAUAUUUAUGCAAGUGGCUUUGGAUGAGGGACCUGGUCCUUCAAUAAAAUAUCAAUAUCCCGAAUUGAGUAAACUACAUCAAGUUGUAUCACAAUUAAUACGCUGCAGUGAUAUAUCCGAUAAAUGUCAAUCAUCAAAUGCCCAGGGAAGACCGCUACCGAAUCCUUAUAAAGAUCCCAGUAUAAGUCAUGAAGAUUUAAUGCCUUUAUCACCAGAAUGUGUUGAUAUCUUGUUCAAUAGGACGGGUUACAUUAAAAAACUCAUCGAAGACACAAAUGUGGGCGAGGAGGGUCUCAAACUUUUGCAGUAUUGUAGUUGGGAAAAUCCCCAUUUCUCUCGUGCCGUUCUCACUGAACUGUUGUGGCAAUGCGGUUUUGCCUAUUGUCACGAUAUGCGCCACCACACUGAAUUGCUGUUACACAUUUUGCUAAUCGAAGAUUCGUGGCAACAUCAUCGCAUCCAUAACGCUUUGAAUGGUGUGGCCGAGGAACGGGAGGGCCUCUUAGAGACAAUACAACGCUCGAAGACACACUAUCAAAAGCGGGCCUAUCAAAUCAUCAAGUGUCUUACCCAGCUGUUCCAUAAAUCAUCUGUGGCAUUACAAAUGUUAAAUUCCAAUCCAUCGGUUAGUAGACAUUGGAUAAUUGCCGUGGAAUGGCUACAGGAUGAAUUGGAUCGUCAGCGUGGCAUUGGAUGCCAGUAUAAUUCGUAUUCGUGGUCACCACCGGCUCAAAGUAAUGACAACACAAAUGGCUAUAUGUUGGAGAGGUCACAUUCGGCAAAGAAUACCUGGUCGAUGGCAUAUGAAUUGUGUCCCGAGGAGGAACAAGAAGAAACCAAUGAAUCCGAUGCUGAAACCAAUGAAGAAACCCAAAGACAACAACAGCAGCAACAAUCGCAACAACAACCACAAAAUACAAUCAAAUCGUCAACUGGUGGCGUCGUCGGCACCACUAAUGAAAAGGAACCAGAUUUGAAUAUAAUUGCCGAUUUGAUUAGUAAAAAUAUGACAUUAGAAGAAGAACAGCAGCAGCAACAAGAAAAACAAAAACAACUGAUGAUUUCUCGAAAUGCACCAAAUGUCAAAAAACUAUUGGUUGGGGUUCCACCAGGUGGAUCUAGUGGCGGUGAAUGGAUGGGUAGCGGUAGCAAUGUUACCAAUACAUUUGUUAACACCGGUAGUGGUGGUGACACCAAAUCAAAUGUUGAUAAUUCCACAACAUCGACAACAGCAACAACGGGGUCGCCAUCCUCCUCAACGAUGGCCGUCGUGACUGAAACUCAAACGGAAUUAUUUAAUAUAAAUGGUUUAACUAGCACCUUGAAACAUUUGUCUCUAUCGCCAAAAACGCGUUCAAUGGGCAACAGUAAACAGCAACAACUUCAACAACAUCUUCAUCAACAACAAUUACAGCAACAUCAACAACAAUUAUUACUCCAACAACAACAGCAACAACAACAACAGAAACAACAACGCGGUAACACUUCAAGCCGUUUAGUAUGAUUUGCUGUGCCAAUCCGUCAGCGGCGUCAUUAGCAACACGGAUAUGCCAACAACCACAGCAACAAAUAUCAUGAC